This is a messenger RNA of Oncorhynchus mykiss (rainbow trout), 2800 nucleotides long. RefSeq lists its product as uncharacterized. The record is from RefSeq and is a predicted model, not a curated record. NCBI's taxonomy places the organism in Eukaryota, Metazoa, Chordata, Actinopteri, Salmoniformes, Salmonidae. Gene Ontology annotation, molecular function: DNA-binding transcription factor activity, RNA polymerase II-specific; RNA polymerase II cis-regulatory region sequence-specific DNA binding. Gene Ontology annotation, cellular component: transcription regulator complex; chromatin; PcG protein complex. Gene Ontology annotation, biological process: regulation of transcription by RNA polymerase II.
CCCGGAAGUACUUAGUUAUUCUUGCCUUCACAGUGGUCUAGUUAUCUACGUGUAUUUCAGGAAUAUAUUUUGCCCCAUAUAAUAGUCCAAUGAUGACUAAAUUACAAUAUCUGAAUGUGUAUCUAACUGAGCGUUUGAUGCAAGCUGCGGAGGAGAUACUUGGAGUGGUCGGAGACACAAUCUCCGAGUACCAGGAAGAAAUAGCUCGGGCGAAGAGAGAGAACCAAUACCUGAAACGACACUUGAUCACAUCGGUCCUACCUGCUCCUCAGCCCAUUGUCUCUUGGGUCUCAGAGCAGCAAACUCCCCCUGAGCAACAGCGCUGUGAGCAGGAGUGGAGCUCCAGUCUGGGGCAGGAGGACACAGAGCCCACACAGAUUAAAGAGGAACAGGGUGAACUCAGGGCCCGCCAGGAGGUAGAGCAGAUUCAAGGGCCGGAGGCUGAUACCAAAGAAGACUCCAUAAUCAUUCCUCCCUGUGUGAAAAGUGACUGUGAUCAGGAGCCAUCUCAGCCCACACAUCUUCCCCAAACUGUGGAGAACAGAGAGAAGUACUCUCUACUGACCAACACAACUGGACAGAUCAAAACAGAACCUGAUGGAGAGGGCUAUGGAGUAUCACUAUCAGAACCAACCAGUGACUCCCCUCAGUCUCAGCCCCUCUUUGCAGUAAAUCCAGACUGUUCUAGAACACAGAGUGAGAACACUGAAAGUGUACCUGAUGUUCAGAGAGAUCCAGAAAGGAGACCAGAGGAGGACACACAGACACACUCAUGUACUCAGUGUGGUGCCGUGUUCUGUGAGCUAUCCCAACUGAAGGCACACAUGCUAUCCCACACAGAACCACACAGUGGUGACACUAGUCACAGGCAAAUCCUCUGCACAGUCUGUUGGAAGUCAUUCACCUCUACCAGUUACCUCAAGGUCCACAUGUGUUCUCACAAUAAGGAUAAGCCCUUCCACUGUGGUGUGUGUGGCAAGAGUUUCAGCUACUCGGGCAGGUUCAGGGAGCAUCAACGCAUCCACACGGGAGAGAGACCGUACCGCUGCCACGUGUGUGGUAAACGCUUCAACCGGUCUACCCAUCUGAAGACCCACCUCAGGGUCCACACGGGGGAGAAACCCUACUCCUGUCCUGUCUGUGGAAAAGGGUUCAGUCAGUCCAGCCAAAUCAAAGGACACCUCAGAACUCACACCCGAGGGAGUUCCAACUCCAUCAUCAAGUUCGCGGACAAUACGACAGUAGUAGUCCUGAUUAUCAACAACGACGAGACGGCCUACAUGGAGGCGGUAGGCAUUCUGACGGCGUGGUGCCAGCUAUCUACGUGUAUUUCGGGAAUAUUUCUUGCCCCCUAUCGUCCAAUGAUGACUAAAUUACAAUAUCUGAAUGUGUAUCUAACUGAGCGUUUGAUGCAAGCUGCCGAGGAGAUACUUGGAGUGGUCGGAGACACGAUCUCCGAGUAUCAGGAAGAAAUAGUCCGGACGAAGAGAGAAAACCAAUACCUGAAACGACACUUGAUCACACCGGUCUUCCCUGCUCCUCAGCCCAUUCUCUCUUGGGUCUUGGAGCAGCAAACUCCCCCUGAGCAACAGUACUGUGAGCAGGAGUGGAGCCCCAGUCUGGGGCAGAGGGACCCAGAGCCCACACAGAUUAAAGAGGAGCAGGGUGAACUCAGGACCCGUCAGGAGGUAGAGCAGAUUCAAGGGCCGGAGGCUGAUACCAAAGAAGACUCCAUAAUCAUUCCUCCCUGUGUGAAAAGUGACUGUGAUCAGGAGCCACCUCAGUCCACACAUCUUCCCCAAACUGUGGAGAACAGAGAGAAGUACUCUCUACUGACCAACACAACUGGACAGAUCAAAACAGAACCUGGUGGAGAGGGCUAUGGAGUAUCACUAUCGGAACCAACCAGUGACUCCCCUCGGUCUCAGCCCCUCUCUGCAGUAAAUCCAGACUGUUCUAGAACACAGAGUGAGAACACUGAAAGUGUUCAGAGAGAUCCAGAAAGGAGACCAGAGGAGGACACACAGACACACUCAUGUACUCAGUGUGGAGCCAUGUUCUGUGAGCUUUCCCAACUGGAGGCACACAUGCUAUCCCACACAGUACCACACAGUGGUGACACUAGUCACAGGCAAAUCCUCUGCACAGUCUGUUGGAAGUCAUUCACCUCUACCAGUUACCUUAAGGUCCACCUGCGUUCUCACACUAAUGAGAAGCCCUUCCACUGUGGUGUGUGUGGCAAGAGUUUCAGCUACUCAGGGAGGUUCAGGGAGCACCAACGCAUUCACACGGGAGAGCGACCGUACCGCUGCCACGUGUGUGGUAAACGCUUCAACCGGUCUGCCCAUCUGAAGACCCACCUGAGGGUCCACACAGGGGAGAAACCCUACUCCUGUCCUGUCUGUGGGAAAGGAUUCAGUCAGUCCAGCCAGAUCAAGGGACACCUCAGAACUCACACCCGAGGAAGGUAGAAGAUUCCUUAGAGUGAGGGGAUAGACAGAGCCUUCUGUUCUCAAAGUGCCUCCCUUCUCUUCACUUCUACAUAUAAUUGUAACACUAGAGGACUAUAGAAUGUGUAAUGUUUUGCAGACUGAGGCACUUCAUGUCUGCAUUGAUUUGAGAGAGUUGCUUAAUAACAUGCUAUGAAAAGACUUGACCCUUAUGUAUCACUAGGUUACACUAACUAUUUUAGAGAGAAAUAUAAUGUUCAUUUUGGUUAGAUUUAAAAAUAUAUAUAUCUUGAUUUUCAAUAGAAGUGGGUUGGUCUCCUGGCAAAUAAACUAACUGUCAUAUUGAUUAA